CCAGCAUUGCCGGGCUGCAGCUCUCCACACUGACCACCGAGGGACUGGAGGUGCCCACACGGAGAGAAGAUGAGGAGACACUCCAGCUUCAUUUUUUUGUUCUGUGGGAUAUUUUUGCCCAGAACCCUUGGUUUUCCACAGGCAAAUACUUCAAUUGAUUGUGAUUCCCUGUUACCAAACUAUGAAGCUGUCCCACAGACGUCUGCACCACCCUAUAUUAUUGCUGUAUCUUUUGAUAACUUUGAACCAGGAAAUGAAGUCCAAGUGACUCUGGAAGCACUUCAAGAUGUUGGGUUUAAAGGAUUUAAUCUACAAGCUCGAGAAAUAGAUGGAGAUGUUCCUGUUGGUACAUUUAAAAUUACAGAUCCAAACACCAAAGGCAUGGAGUGUCAUAACGUGACGAAUUCAGCAGUAAGUCAUGCCAAUUCAGAUGUGAAACAGAAAGUUACAACAACAUGGAUUGCUCCCCAUAGUGUUAAAGAUCUUCAAUUUAUUGCUACUGUUGUUCAAGAUCUAGAGAAAUUCUGGGUUGGAAUUCAAAGCAAAACUCUCACACCUACACAUUCUGAGUCAGUUAACGGGACAGGAAAAAGUAAAAGGAAGGUUAUGAUAGCACUAGAAUGUAAGAAGCUUGGGGGGACUUACACAACACAAGGUGGAUGCGUCAUGGUUGGACCUUCCAGCUCCUCUCAGAGCAGCUAUUCAGGCAGUUCGAAUGCAGUAGUCUACACAAUAAGCAAGAAUGGAUGUGGCCCUGGGGGUGCUGCUGAUGCUUAUAGUCAACAAGCCUGUAGAGAUAGUGCACCCUCCAGCAGUGGUAUUUCCUAUGGCCUGUCUGUGCCUUCAAGCAGUUCAGAUUCCAGUAAGAAGGUAGUGGUGGUGGCCAACAGCAACCCUUUUCCACCUGUGCGUCACACCUAUCCCCAGAGUUUGGGAAGUUCUGCUGCUAGAGUCGUUAUACAGGUAGACAUUCUUUCUCCAUUACACUCAAGUUUUGACUGAAGCCCUGUGUCAGUA
Melopsittacus undulatus (budgerigar) is the source of this 1017-nucleotide messenger RNA. RefSeq names its product putative ferric-chelate reductase 1. Lineage: Eukaryota; Metazoa; Chordata; Aves; Psittaciformes; Psittaculidae. The transcript has 15 exons. Gene Ontology annotation, cellular component: membrane. The record is from RefSeq and is a predicted model, not a curated record. Bases 70 to 1002 code for a protein of 310 amino acids.